CAACGGCUGCUUCUAUUCCGCUUCUGCUUCUUCUUCUUCUUCGUCUCGGUGAAAGUUGCGCUUCUCGUCGGCGGAUAAAAUCUCAUUGUGUGUAUUUUAUUGGUGUAAAAUGCGGCUGGAUGUCAGCGCCGUGACCUCCGGCGGCAGAUGAGGGAAAACACCGACGUGUCUGCGAGGAAAGCGGAGCAGUUCAAGGUUCGUGCCUUUGUUUGUUUGGUGCGAGCCAUGACGGAGACACAUGGGUAGCUGAGGAGCCCAGCAGGCCUGGAUCCUGCUGUUCCCCUGCAGGCCCGAGGAGCUGCGCCCCCCCACCCCCCUCCCCCACAGAUCCCAGUCUCCGCCCCUGACCGCCGCGCACGGCCCCCGACCAUGAGGAGCACCAGGUCCAACCUGCUGCUGGGCUGCGUGCUCCUCAGCUCCGCCUCCCUGCUCUACCUGGGCAUGAGCGGGAUCGACUGCCCCCCGAAGAGCCACCGCCACCGCUGGAUGGAGCUCAACCUGGGCUCGGGCAACGAGAGCCUGUCCCUGACCGACCACUUCCCCGAGGACACGCCCCUCAUCUUCAUCGGGGGCUUCCCCAGGAGCGGCACCACGCUGAUGCGCGUCAUGCUGGACGCCCACAAUUCCGUGCGGUGCGGGGAGGAGACCAGAGUCAUCCCCCGCCUCCUGGCCAUGAGGGCGACCUGGAGCCGCUCGGUGAAGGAGAGGAUCCGGCUGGACGAGGCCGGGGUCACCGACCAGGUGUUGGACUCCGCCGUGCGAGCGUUCCUGUUAGAGGUGAUCGUGGGCCACGGCGAGCCGGCGCCCCGGCUCUGCAACAAGGAUCCGUUCGCCCUGAAGUCUCUGUCUUAUCUGGCUCGCAUCUUCCCCAAAGCCAAGUUUGUGCUCAUGCUGCGAGACGGCCGGGCGACCGUCCACUCUAUGAUUUCACGCAAGGUCACCAUCUCCGGCUUCGACCUGACCAGCUACCGGGACUGCCUGACCAAGUGGAGCAGCGCGGUGGACACCAUGUUCAGCCAGUGCCAGGCGGCCGGCGGCGCCCGCUGCCUGCCCGUCAGCUACGAGCGGCUCGUCCUCCACCCGGAGCGGGAGAUGAGGAAGCUGCUGCGCUUCCUGGAGCUGCGGUGGGACCCGGCCGUGCUGCACCACGAGGAGCUGAUCGGGAAGGCCGGCGGCGUUUCUCUGUCCAAGGUGGAGCGCUCCACAGACCAGGUGAUGAAGCCGGUCAACACCGACGCCCUCUCCAAGUGGGUGGGGAACAUCCCGCCCGACGUGGUCAGCGACAUGGCGGAGAUCGCCCCCAUGCUGGCCCGCCUGGGCUACGACCCCCACGCCAACCCGCCGGACUACACCAAGCCGGAGCCGGCGGCGGCGGAGGCAGCACACAACGACUCUCAGACCCUGAAAGCGACGGGAAGUCCCCACACCAGCUGAAGCCAGCCGCCCCGCAACGCCACGCCACGCGGAUGCACCUUAAAACACGGACUUCCAGCCCAGCAGCGACUCCUCCUGCCCAGGGAAUCGUCUUUUUUAGCGUCACAUGCGUAUCUUUGAGUCGUCCGUGAGACUUCAGUGCAGUUUCCCUGUCCGUGCUCGGGUGGAGUGUUUGAAACGCGGACCGCCUGCUCAGGGACGCCGGUCCGUCCUUUCCUCCUCCGCCAUCCUCACAUCCUCCCACCUGACAGUAUUUUGUCUCGCCUCCACCUCAAUGUGAAUGUGUCUCCACCCACUGAGAGCUGCAGCAGUGCUCACGAAGCAGAACGACUGUAUAUUUUUGAAGACGUAUGUUUAUUUUCUUAAUAAAUUAUUUUGGUGUUUGCCAUCCAUUCAGGAAUUUACAAUCUGAAAUGAUUUUUAACUGUUGUAAAUGGUUUUGGAAUUAAUAAUAAUAAUGAUGAUAAUAAAAAAAAAAACUGGUUCUGAAUGUCA
Molecule: messenger RNA, 1929 nt
Organism: Salarias fasciatus (jewelled blenny)
Lineage: Eukaryota; Metazoa; Chordata; Actinopteri; Blenniiformes; Blenniidae
Gene: tpst1l
Product: tyrosylprotein sulfotransferase 1, like
Exons: 7
Coding region: 370-1434 (354 amino acids)
Biological process (GO): peptidyl-tyrosine sulfation
Cellular component (GO): Golgi apparatus
Molecular function (GO): protein-tyrosine sulfotransferase activity
Source: RefSeq, a predicted model, not a curated record